Messenger RNA from Echinops telfairi (small Madagascar hedgehog), 881 nucleotides. It is a transcript of the gene KRTCAP3, whose product is annotated as keratinocyte associated protein 3. Bases 73 to 771 code for a protein of 232 amino acids. Lineage: Eukaryota; Metazoa; Chordata; Mammalia; Afrosoricida; Tenrecidae. The transcript is spliced from 7 exons. The record is from RefSeq and is a predicted model, not a curated record.
AACUGGGCCCCUGGCCGCAGGGCGGGGCCAGAGCCAGGUAGAGCUGCCCAGCGUGCGGCGCGGCGGAGCAGAAUGAGGUGCUGCCACCUCUGCAGAUUCGACGCGGCCCAGGGCCCCCGGCGGCUUAUGCGUGUGGGGCUCGCGCUGAUCCUAGUGGGCCACGUGAACCUGCUGCUGGGGGCUGUGCUGCAUGGCACCGUCCUGCGGCACGUGGCCAACCCGCGCGGCGCCGUCACUCCGGAGUACACCACGGCCAAUGUCAUCUCCGUGGGCUCAGGGCUGCUGAGCGUUUCCUUGGGACUUGUGGCCCUCCUGGCAUCUAGGAACCUGCUUCGACCCACACUGCACUGGGCCCUGCUGGCACUAGCUCUGGUGAACCUGCUGCUGUCUGCUGCCUGCUCCCUGGGCCUCCUGCUUGCUGUGUCCCUCACAGUGGCCAAUGGUGGUCGCCGUCUUAUGGCUGACUGCCACCCAGGCCUGCUGGAUCCUUUGAUACCACUGGACCAGGGGUCUGGACAUGCUGAUUGCCCCUUUGACCCCACAAGAAUCUAUGACACAGCCUUGGCUCUUUGGAUCCCUUCUCUGAUCAUGUCCGCAGCAGAGGCUGCUCUCUCAGGUUACUGCUGUGUGGCUGCACUCACCCUCCGAGGGGUUGGGCCCUGCAGGAAGGAAGGGCUGCAGCAGCAGCUGGAAGAACUGACAGAGCUUGAACCUCCCAAAUGUAAAAGGCAGGAAAAUGAGCAGCUACUGGACCAAAAUCAAGAAAUCUAGGCAUCCCAGAAAAGUUGGGCCUAGGACAGGUGCUGUUCCAGAGGCUGGGCCCACAAGGUUUGCCACUGAGCAGGGGCCCUUAAGGCAAUAUAAACAGUUGUUAAUAAAAG